AUGCAAAUCGCUGAGAAGCGUCAGUUAGAAAAUAUAAAUACAUUGUACACAGCGACUCUUAAGCUGAAACAAAAAAUUCAAGAUUUAGUAAUCAAGCUAGAAACUCAAGGUGAUCGAUGUGACUGGCCAAGUUACCUGAGUACACUGGCGUUAUGUGCAUCAGAAUUAAGUGAAAUUCGUAAAGUACUCGAAUCAGAACGUUUUUCAAAUGAGCAUACUUUAGUACUUACACCAAUGGUAUUAAAUCCUGAACAAGAUGCAAAUUUAGCUAAAAUUACUGAAGAACGUCUUUCACUGUUCAAUCAUGAUACUGUACCUCAAUAUCUUCGAACUAAAUUAGAUCCGAAAGUAGAAAGUGAAUGUUCCUCUCAAGUUACACGAGCUUCUGGUAUACCAUCUGAACAAUUGAAUAAAUUAAUUAAUUUAACAAAUCGUGCAAUUGAUUGUAGCCUAAAAGAAGUUAAUUUAUUAAAACAAGAUCUUGAAGUGGAUUUCUCUGAUCGUCAAAAUAAAAUUACACCAAAUCUAGAUGAUUUAACUACAUUUAUAAAUAUAAUUUCUGGUAAAAAAGGUUUAAAUAUUUCUAGUUUAUGA
This is a messenger RNA of Trichobilharzia regenti, 594 nucleotides long. NCBI's taxonomy places the organism in Eukaryota, Metazoa, Platyhelminthes, Trematoda, Strigeidida, Schistosomatidae. The record is from the annotation of a GenBank genome assembly.